Dentiscutata heterogama is the source of this 124-nucleotide messenger RNA. Lineage: Eukaryota; Fungi; Glomeromycota; Glomeromycetes; Diversisporales; Gigasporaceae. The record is from the annotation of a GenBank genome assembly.
UGAAGAUUCAGUGUUCGGUGCUGUAAUUUAUGUAUCUUCCAUGUUUCCUUUUGGUUUUCGAUUGUUUGAAGUUUGCAUUGUUCAUUUAAGUGCAUGGUCAACUUUGCAAAUCAAUAAAAAUUAA